Myotis lucifugus (little brown bat) is the source of this 9361-nucleotide messenger RNA. It is a transcript of the gene ZBTB21, whose product is annotated as zinc finger and BTB domain containing 21. Gene Ontology annotation, biological process: negative regulation of DNA-templated transcription; regulation of transcription by RNA polymerase II. NCBI's taxonomy places the organism in Eukaryota, Metazoa, Chordata, Mammalia, Chiroptera, Vespertilionidae. The record is from RefSeq and is a predicted model, not a curated record. Gene Ontology annotation, molecular function: protein binding; DNA-binding transcription factor activity, RNA polymerase II-specific; RNA polymerase II cis-regulatory region sequence-specific DNA binding. Gene Ontology annotation, cellular component: nucleus. The transcript has 2 exons. Bases 1975 to 5151 code for a protein of 1058 amino acids.
UUUUCUCUCCAGUGGGUUGCGGGCUUUGGGCGCUUCUGCGCGUGCGCCGGCUCCCGUCCCUCACCGAGCAUGCCCUGGGCUCCCACGUAGCCUAUUGUGCCUUCACACUGCGCAUGCUCCUUUCCCGCACUUGGCCUCGCCCUCGCCACUGCGCAUGCUCGGUCCCUCACUGGGCUUCCCUCGCCCGGCCAGGUGGCCCUGGGGGCGGACGCGCCGGGCCUCUGAGCAAGCUGCUGCGCCGAACGGUUGGGUCGCCUUCCCGUCAAGGGCGCGUGCUCCCGUCCGGCGCAGUUGUGGCGGCGGCCACUGGCCGGUGUUUGCUGAGGGGCGCGCGAGCGUGCGCGGAAGCUGGAGGGUCAGUGGGACCCCGCACCUGCCACGGCCUACGCCCCCUCCCGCCGUCCCCUCGGGCCCCGCCGGCUUAACCGACCUGUAACCCAGGUCGACUUUGCUUUGCGCGCCCUGCCUCCUGGCCGGGCCUCCGCCAAACAAACGCCUGGACCCCGGAGCGCACUCCUUUCCCCCCUGGCCCUCGGGAAGACCUGUUUCUCUGCCUCCAACGCCCGCCGCGGAGCACAGCCCCCUCGCUGGCCACCGGCGUUGCUGCUCGGCUUGGGAAAACCCGGGUGUGAAGGCGGCCUGCGGUGGGGAAGGGGGGAGGGGAGGGGUUCAGACCGGCGGCUCCGGAGACCCGGGCCCAGAGACUUCCGUGGGCUCUAGUCCCCGUCAUCUUGUGAUGGGUGCUCCUACCGCCCAGGUCACUUACGGGGAACAUACUCUGUAGCUCACUACAGAAGAUCGUGCCUUUGACUGCAGGAGCGAGCCCCUCCGUCCUAGCCCUUACCCCGGUUACCGUGCACGCCAGCCGCGGGGCUGCGGGCCUGGCGGGGGUGGGGGGGGCCUUCUGCAGCAGCACGCUGGGAGGCCGGGUGUUUUUAGGCAGGUUUUGCAGCGGGAUUGCCUGCCAGUGGGCGACGGGACAAAUGCUCAUCAGACUCCGCACAGUGUAGCAGCCAGGGGUUUUCCGUGCCAGAGCCAGCACUAGCAUCGGAGGGCAUCGGUGUAUUACAGCAUAGUCCAGCGAUUGUUCAUCAUGAUGACCCUGAGUCAUCAGUAAGGAGCCCGCAUUGUGCGCUGCUUCCCUCGUUUAAGGGGACAGGAACAUGGGUUAAUCCAUUUUAGGAAGAUUUCUCCUUGACAGUUAUUUUUAAAAAACAUUUCCCUCCGUGCUUGGAGCAAAUUCCUCAUUCAUCUGGAAUGACUAAUCGUCCUCUGCAUUUAAAUUGAAGCAUCCCUAAAUAUUGAUGAUAAAAAGAAAGCAGAAACUGGGGGCUUUGGUUUACUUGAAAGUAACUUUAAUUCAUUCUUUUAACACUAUUUAUUGAGUACAUAGUGUGCUUCAUUCUGUGGAAAUAUAAAAGUUGAAAAAGUUAUAACCCCUGCCCUCUAGGAAUUUACAGUGUUUAUGCAGCGGGUAUUACGUGUGUAACACAAAAGGGGCUGAGUUCCUGAGGGAGUCUCCGGGUGAAGAGAUUUCUGAAGGGGCAUUUGUAGAUGUCCUCAAAGCCAGUGGGGAUGGGAGAGCAGAUCUCAGGCUGCUUGUGCAGGAGGCCUGACAGGUUCUGGGGACUAGCUAGAAAGGAAGGAGAAGAGGUUUCUGGUUUAGGAGACCUGGUGGUUGUGAGCACACCAAACUAAGUAGGAAAUAGGUGAAGACAAGCAGGUAUGGGGGUAGGGGCGAGAAGGUGUGGAUCAUACCUGCAGUCCUGGACAUGGGGGCUUUCCUGUGAUGGAAGUCUUCAUUGGGCACCUGAGAGGCUGGAGUUCCACGGAGAAGUCCAAGCAGAGAUACGGAUUUCAGAGCCAUUGCUCGGUGGUAAAUGAAAGCCACAGGAACUCAUACACACGGCAAAGAAAGCUGCCACGUGCUGAGCUCUAUAGCAGAUGCUGGAGCAAUAAAGAUAAACCCAAGCAAUGGAGGGAUUACAGCAUUACAUCAACCCAGCGCAUGCCAUUUCUCUCCUGAGCGCACUCAAUGAGGAACGCCUCAAAGGACAGUUGUGUGAUGUGCUUCUGAUUGUUGGAGACCAGAAAUUUCGAGCUCACAAAAAUGUCUUGGCUGCUAGCAGUGAAUAUUUUCAUAGUUUAUUCACAAAUAAGGAGAAUGAGUUGCAAACUGUAUUCCAGCUUGACUUUUGUGAACCAGAUACUUUUGAUAACGUUUUGAACUACAUUUAUUCCUCGUCUUUGUUUGUUGAGAAAGGCAGCCUUGCUGCUGUGCAAGAACUAGGCUACAGCCUCGGGAUUUCCUUUCUGACUAACAUCGUUUCUAAAACACCUCAAGCACCCUUUCCAAUGUGUCCCAACAGAAAAAGAAUAUUCGUGGAACAUGAUGAAAACAGUUCUCAAAAGAGAAGUGUCAUUGUCUGUCAAAGCAGGAACGAGGCACAAGGGAAAACCGUUAGUCAAAGUCCACCCGAUAUAAGCCAUACUUCCCAGCCCUCCCCAAACAUUGCAGUCAAGGCCAAUGCCAGUAAGCCACAGGUUUCCAAACCAGUUGAACCACUUCACGAUUUGUCAUUGACUGAAAAGAGUUGGCCAAAAGAUGGUUCUGUGGGAUACACAAAGUCUCUUGAGUGUUCUGGAUCUUUGGAUGAUACUAACAGAAGCAGCCUGGGGAAAAGGAAUGCAGUCCUGUCUUCCGCACCGCUGCAAGACAGAGAGGCAGUGGAUGACAAACCAGGUGGAAGCAGUCAGCUGCCCAAAGGAAAAGCUAUAGAGCUGGCUCUGACAAGGCCCCGGCCACCUGUUCUGUCUCUUCGAAGCUCAUCAGAGACUCCCUAUCUAUUGAAAGAAACUAACAGAGGAAAUGGCCCGGGCGAGGACAGGAACUUGUUGUACUACUCAAAGUUGGGCUUGGUGAUCCCGUCCAGUGGGUCUGCUUCUGCAAACCAAAGCAUUGACAGAAGUGGCCCGCUUGUUAAGAGUCUCCUGCGACGGUCACUGUCGAUGGACAGCCAGGUUCCUGUCUACUCACCCUCAAUAGAUUUGAAAUCUUCCCAGGGGUCAUCUGCAGUGCAAAGUGAUGCACCAGGGAAUGUGUUUUGUGCUUUAUCUCAAAAGUCAUCUUUAAAAGAGGGUAGUGAAAAACCAACCCCAGAAGAUGGGACUCCAGCCGCACAGCCACACCGCCUCCGAUCCUUCAGUGCUUCUCAGUCCACAGAGAGGGAGGGUGCACCCCCUGUUGCUGAGGUUCGAGUCAAGACGGAGCCCCGCAGCCCAUCGGCAGAUCCCUCCGACAUCAUUCGGGUCACUGUGGGAGAUGCCGCCGCAGCAGCAUCCAGCUCGAGAGACCUUCCUCUGAAAACAGAAGACGACCAAAAAGACAUGAGCAGACUCCCAGCAAAAAGGAGGUUCCAGGCGGAUCGAAGACUGCCCUUGAAGAAGUUAAAGGUGGACGAGCACGGCUCUCUGGUGUCAGAAGAUAAUCUCGAGGAAGGCUCAAGCCCCACACUCAAAGCAGAUUUUCCAGAUUCUGACUUGAGCAAAGAUGAAUUUGGUGAGUUGGAGGGAACAAGACCAAACAAAAAAUUUAAAUGCAAACAUUGCCUUAAGAUCUUUAGAUCAACAGCAGGUCUUCACCGGCACAUUAACAUGUACCACAACCCAGAAAAGCCCUACGCUUGCGACAUCUGUCACAAGCGGUUUCACACAAACUUCAAGGUGUGGACCCACUGUCAGACCCAGCACGGCAUAGUGAAGAACCCGUCACCAGCCUCUAGUUCACAUGCCGUUCUGGAUGAAAAGUUCCAAAGAAAGCUGAUUGACAUAGUGAGAGAGAGAGAGAUUAAGAAGGCCCUGAUCAUUAAGUUGAGGCGCAGCAAGCCCGGUUUUCAGGGGCAGAGUAGUUCCCCAGCUCAAGUCAUCAAGAGGAACUUGAGGUCGCGAGCCAAAGGCGUGUACAUUUGUACUUACUGUGGAAAGGCCUAUCGCUUUCUCUCUCAGUUCAAACAGCACAUAAAGAUGCAUCCUGGAGAGAAGCCUCUUGGAGGACACAAGGUCGCUAAGCCGAAAGCUCUCGCUCUUGACGGUCCGGUAGCGAGCAAGGAGGUUUUCCAGUGCCGCCUCUGUAACGCUAAGCUCUCUUCUCUCCUAGAGCAAGGCAGCCACGAGCGACUGUGCCGGAACGCCACCGUGUGCCCCUACUGCAGCCUUAGGUUCUUUUCGCCCGAGCUCAAGCACGAGCACGAGAGCAAGUGUGAGUACAAGAAGCUGACGUGCCUCGAGUGCAUGCGCACCUUCAAGUCCUCCUUCAGCAUCUGGCGGCACCAAGUCGAAGUCCACAAUCAGAACACCAUGGCUCCAGCCGAAAACUUCUCCUUACCCAUCCAGGACCACAACGGUGAAGUCACCGGCUCCUCCAAGCCCCAGGCCCAGCCCGAGCCUCAGAAAGCAAACCACGUGGUCACACCAAAAGAUGACAAUGCGUUCAGUGACUGUUCAGAGCAAGUCAACUUCGAUUCGGAAGACUCCUCCUGUCUUCCCGAAGACCUUAGCCUUUCGAAGCAACUGAAGAUCCAAGUCAAAGAGGAGCCUGUGGAGGAAGCUGAGGAAGUGGCGCCUGAGGCCAGCACAGCUCCGAAAGAAGCAGCUUCCAGCAAGGACCCGGGCCUGUGGCCCUGUGAGAAAUGCGGCAAGACGUUCACCUCGCACAAGCAACUGGAGCGGCACCAGGAGCUCUUGUGUUCCGUGAAACCAUUCAUCUGUCACGUUUGCAACAAAGCUUUUCGCACCAAUUUCCGGCUCUGGAGUCACUUCCAGUCCCAUAUGUCUCAGGCUACAGAGGACUCAGCGCAUAAAGACUCUGAAGUGUGCCCUGUUCCCACAAACUCUCCGUCGCCGCCACCUCUGCCCCCACCACCGCCGCUGCCCAAGAUCCAGCCCCUGGAGCCUGACAGUCCAACGGGUCUGCCUGAAAAUGCAGCUCCGGCCACGGAGAAACUGUUUGUGCCCCAAGAAUCAGACACACUCUUUUACCAUGCCCCGCCCCUUUCAGCGAUCACAUUUAAACGCCAGUUUAUGUGUAAACUUUGCCAUAGGACAUUCAAGACCGCCUUCAGUCUUUGGAGUCACGAACAAACCCAUAAUUAAAAGACCUCCCCUUUUCCCUCUAACGAAAUGGGAGCAGUCUCCAGAUUUCAGCCUAAGUUGUGAAAUGUGUCAUGUAAAACAAAAAUAUAUUUUACAAAAAAAUAAUAAAGGUUGGAAAUUGUUAUUCUUGAGUAUAAGUUGGAGGUAAACUGACAUUAAUUACUAAUGUCUACUCAACUUAGGAAAACACUUAAAAAAUACUGUGCUUCUGGACCUUACAGUCACAGGACAAGACUUCAUUGAUGUUGAAAUUGAUUGGUCUUGGUUGUUUGCAUGGUUCCUCAUUCCACAGUGUCAGUAUAAUCUUUAAUUUGAGGUGGUUUUGUUUUCUUACUGAUGUGCAGCUAGUGAAAUACUAUUAAAGGAUUUCUGCUUUUAAUUAUAUCAGACACAUAAGUUCUAGUUAAAUCUCAGCCAUGUUCUUAAGUCCAAAACUUACCUGGAAGAAGUGGAGUAGUUUGCAGUGUUGAUUUAGGUCUUUAGAAUACUCUAGCAAUAAAGAAGUGAUAAACCUCAACUUUAAGAAGUUAUCCUGACACUUGAUAAAAAUAUUUGGCAUUUUGUGGUCAUGUAGAAUUUUUCAUAUGAAAAUUGUGAGAAAUUUAAAUCAGCAAUAGUAAUACUUACAUUUUUAUAAAAUAAAAACUUUCUCUUGGGUCACUUAGUGUAAUUAUUGCUGGAAGACUUGGGAGAUGAAAAUAAGAUUUCUGGAAGGCCCCUAAGGUCAGUUUACAAAGGCUUCAGUGGGGACACGUGUUGUGAUCAGAUUGCUGCUGUGCUGUGUCCACAUCACAGUGCAAGUUCAGUCCAGCACUGGAAGGACUUAGAUGUUUGGUUUCCUCUGGCUUACGCUGCCACAAGUUGAAAAUCUGAGUGUAUUUGGGACAAAGAUAACGUGGCACUAAUUUUGAAAUUAAUAUUAGUAUAACAAAAAGGUCAGGACCUAUAUUUACAUAGAGUCAGCCCAGAGGCUCUGAAUCCUGAAUUACCAUUCACUUCCAGAGACCUGAAGCAAAGGAAGAAACAGCACACUGCAGUCUCCACAUACUUUUCAAAAAUGAUAUUGACAGUAUACAGUUUCCUACCUCUUUGUCUUGUGAUAAGUUCUGUUAGAAUUGGUUGGAGUUUAUCGUGGUAAAGCGUUCACGUAGUGAAACCGUUUUUGCUUCAAGUCACUGCUUAGCAUUUCCUAAACGGCUGUUUAAGUACUAUCAAGGGUCCAAAAUUAGUUUUUGUGGUUUUUUUUUAACUUCUUUUUGGCCCAUAGGGUUUGAGCUUUUUUGGUUUUCUAUAGGUGUUAUCCAAAGUUCUAGGGGCUGUUUCAAAAGGUACAAUUUUUAUUUUACUUGUGUGGGGUGGUCAGAUAUAUAAAAGUAGAAAAAUUGGGGAAUCUACAAAAUCCUUUUAAGGUAGUGAUGUGGAUUAAGACUACCAAGUUUAUUAAUUUUUUUACAAGCUAUUCUUUCAAAAAAGAAAAAUUAACUACUGUGACUAAGAAAUAGUAUGCUGAGUACUUAAAUUUGUGCUGUAGCAGAAAAGAACUGUCCUUAUCAACCUCAUUACCCACAUUCCAGACCAAAGGUAGGAAGGACAGUCUUUUUAUUUGAAACACAAACAUUUUUAUAAAAUACUAAUUGACUUUGUACAUUAUGUAAAUUACAUAUGAAAUUUUGCGUUUUAUUUUUUCACUAGCGGCCCGGUGCACGAAAUUUGUGCACUUGAGGGGGGCUCCCUCAGGCCGGCCUGCACCCUCUUGCAGUCCAGGAGCCCUCGGGGGAUGUCCAAUUGACAGCUUAGGCCCGCUCCCCGUGAGCCUGGCUUCUGGCUGAACAGCACUCCCCCUGUGGGAGCGCACAGUUCUUUCCUCUGUUUGGUCGAUUCGCAUAUUAGCCUUUUAUUAUAUAGGAUUUGAAAACUCAAAAGUCCCAAAAUAUUUGAGUGGUUACUUCCUGUUUCUGUUCUUAAAUUUGAUGGUGAAAGGAAAAUAAAAUUAAGUUACAAUUAAUGAUUAUUACAAUCUCUAUAUUUUCUUAAAGAAGUCUGCAUUUUAGAGACAAAACUAAAGCAUACAAUUUAAUGUCAAACAUUAGGAUGAAUUAUUGUCCAGUGAGUUCAUUCCCUGUAUGAUGUGGUAUUUCUUAGUCAGAACACCUUGGUAGCUAUCUCUUCAGUAGAAGACAGUUUCCCUCAGAGUAAUCAUUACUUAUGGCUGUUUGAGUAUCUAGUAAAUCCACGACACACAGUAUCUUGGCAUUGUAAAUUCAGUAUCCUAGGACUUGAACCUUUAUGCCACUUUUUUGAGGUUUUUUAAAUAAAGUUGACCAGUAAGAUAUUUUUGAUCUCAAUACAGACGCUGCGAAUCUGUUAGAUUUUAAGAAUUGCCAGUGGUUUGUCUUGUUAGUUCACAUUUUUGUCUAGGCAAGGAACGUAAGACUUCAAAUAAAAUUUUGAACCAAAAACAUUUAUAAUGCAGUUCUGGUUUUUCUAUUACUUUUUAUACUGUAUCUUAAAAGCAUUAGGCGGAAAGAGUUUAUUUUGGUGGUCAAAAAAUAAAAUAUGCUUCCACUCGUGUAACUAUUUUAAGCGUUAAGAAGUAAAAUAAUGAAAGACAAGUUUAUUGCUUUAUUCAGUAAACAGGUUUUUAAAGAAUAUCUCAGUAGUCAAAUACUUGGUGUAAGAUGACUUGGUCUUUCAUUGUUGCAACUCUUUAGCUAGCAAAUAUAUUCUUGAAAAAGAUUUUUCUGAUUGUAAUUAGUUUUGGAAGUGUAGAAAGUUCAUUAUUCCUUGUAAGUAUUCAGGAUGUCUGCUUUUUUAUGCAGUUGUGGAAAGAAUGUAAGAUGUUUUAAUAUAUUCUUUGUUAAUCUGAGAACUUGUUAUUGAAUCAUUUUCUUCAUGUUGGGGAGGGAGGGAGGAACAUCAUAAAACACGUUUUUAUUAAGGUAAGCAAUGGAGGUAACAUUAGUGCACAUUUUUAUAGUAAUAUUUCAAGAAUAAUAGAAUAUUUACCUUUAAAACUGGUUAUGGUUCGUAUGUAUUUAUAAUUUUAUCAAAAUAUUCAGCUAAUGAUUCAACAGUGAUGUCAUGUGCAUUUGUGGGGAGAUUAAGUGGUUCUUGGUUUUCUGAUCUGGAACGAGUCGUAACAACCUUCUCUUUAAAAAUAUGCCCCAGCACUUAAUUGGUUAUACUCUAAUCCACACACAGCACCCCCUGGUGCUGAGAACAGACACAGACAAGAAUAAAACAUGUCCUUCCCUGGAGGUAAGGGGUGUUUCAUCCACAGGCCAACUGGCCACGGUGAGGGGGAGACAGGAUUAACUCAUCUAAAGUUGGCCUUGUUCCCUCUAAGUGUGUGUGUGUGUGUGUUCCAUAAUCUGAAACUGUGGGAAGUGAAAUUAUUUGCCUUUUCUUAACUACAAAAAAUAAUUAGAUGUCAUUCACAACAUCUCUUUAUAAAUUGCACUAAUUAAUAUUGGAACAUUAUAUCAAUUUCUGAUGUAUCAAUAUUUUGCAGUAAUUGUGAAAAGCAUUGAUGCUAACACAUUCUUUAAUAAGUUCUUUAACACUGGCCUUUUUAAGUUUUAAAGAUGGGUUUUUCCCUUGUGGCUUUAGCACUUUAAGAAGUUUGAUGUUUGCCUAAUUUUUGCCAUGUUUGUUCAGUGCUACUCUGGCUACGGCAUUUCCACGUGACUAGGAAGAAACCAAACAGUCAGCAUUUAGAUCUGGAGGAGAAAAAUGAGUUAAUGUAAGGCUUUUCAAAAAUUCCUUAUAGAGGCAGUCAUUUGUGAACCAAAGUAUUUUGCUGUAAAUCUGUAAAAUAAUUGAAUUCAGUGCUCUUUGGUCAUUUGUUAGUGCUAUCCAGAUUUUCCAGUUACAUACUUGGUUAAUAUUGAUUUUCCAAAAGUGAUCAUUUCUUAUUGACAUUAAUCCAAGACUGUUCAAAACUUUCAUUGAAUAUAUGCUUAUUGUUGAAAGAAAAACAAAUGUGGUUUUAUAAUUGUGUAUUUUGUUGUUAUAUCCUUAGCAGAAUAAUUCAUUGUUUGAUUUUAUUUAGGAAUAAGCUUUUUUGGACUGAAAAUUCAUAGUCAAAUAGGAUUUCUGUGGAAUGUUAAUCCAUUGCUUAUUCAUAUCCAAUUCUGUUGUCUGUUUACUUUGCUUAAAUCUUGACUAAGAAUGAUGGGAGUCAAUAAAUUUGUACUGUAUUUUGUUUGGA